Synchiropus splendidus (mandarinfish) is the source of this 1297-nucleotide messenger RNA. It is a transcript of the gene got1l1, whose product is annotated as glutamic-oxaloacetic transaminase 1 like 1. The record is from RefSeq and is a predicted model, not a curated record. The coding region runs from base 1 to 1296 and encodes 431 amino acids. Lineage: Eukaryota; Metazoa; Chordata; Actinopteri; Syngnathiformes; Callionymidae. Gene Ontology annotation, molecular function: L-aspartate:2-oxoglutarate transaminase activity; pyridoxal phosphate binding. Gene Ontology annotation, cellular component: cytosol. The transcript has 8 exons. Gene Ontology annotation, biological process: L-aspartate biosynthetic process.
AUGAACCGACCUGAGGGCAAUCCAGAUGAAAAAGGGCUCGACCAAAACAAGGGCACCACCUCCGUGUUUAGGAAUACCCAGGCGGCUGACCUGAGCGCUGAGUCCAGGCUGCUGUCCGCCUUCAGGAAGGACACACACGCCUGCAGAGUAUACCUGGCGGGAAGAGAGUGUUUGAACGAGGAUGGCGGAAUCUUUCAUCUUGGUCUGGUUCAAAAAAUAAAGCAACAGAUGAGCAGAGAUCCCACGCUCAGCUUGCAGCAUCCGAGCGUUCUGGGUCUGUCGGAGUUCAACAGAAGGGCAAAUGAGGUCGCAGUGGGGAGAAGCUCCACGGCUCUGGUGGAGAAUCGGGUGUUGGGAAUCCAAACCCCUGGAUUUACAGGCGCUGUCCGACUCGCAGCAGAGCUCCUGAAGAGUUGGUAUGAUGCGACCCGAGCUUGGGACGGUCCCCUCUAUCUCUCCUCUCCUUGUGAUGACAUGUUGUGCGACAUCUUCCAGGCAGCAGGGAUCCGUGACAUCCGCCGCUUUCGUUACUGGAGCGAUGAGCAGUGUGGCGUCUGCCUGGAAAACCUUCUAGAGGACCUAGAAGAGGCUCCUGAGGCGAGCGUUAUUGUUCUCUCAGCAUCGGGCCAUUACCCGACCGGUGCCGACCUCUCCCAGGAUCAGUGGCGGAUCAUUACGCAGCUUGCUGUGAGGCGUAAGCUGUUUCCGGUCCUGCUUCUGCCCACUCCGCCACUCUGUUCAGGGGAUCCGUGGCGAGACGCCUGGCCGGUGCAGUACUGCGUUUCACUUGGGAUGGAGCUGUUCUGCGUCCAGUCCUUCUCACACUCCUUUGGACUACACGGCGAAGCUGUCGGUCAUCUUUUGUGUGUCCCGAAGAGCAGCUCACUUCUACGGGCGGUGAGAUCGCAAGCCGAGAAACUGGCACAAACAUUGUGGGCUCCGCCGUGCACGACGGGCGCGCACGUGGUUGCUGCUGUUCUCAGUAACCCAGCGCACCUCGCGGAAUGGCGGUUGGAAGUAACACAAGCAGUGGAAAGAUGCAUGCUGGUCAGGGAAGUCUUAAGAGAGCGACUGAGACUCUUGGGCACCCCGGGGAACUGGGACCACCUGACUCAACAGCGUGGACUUUAUUGUUGCUUGGGUAUGAAUGGUCAGCAGGUGGACUUCCUGGCCAAGCAGAGGCAUGUUUAUGUGCUUCCGGGUGGAUGUUUGAACAUCAGCGCUAUCAAUGGACGGAACUUAGAUUACAUUGCAGAGUCCAUCUAUCAGUGUCUGACCACUAGGACCCCACAUUAAA